AAACAUGUCAGUUGCGAUUGCAAUUCCACGGUGGCGGGUUAUGUGAAGUUAAAACCAAGUAAGUUUUACGCGGUCAACAAGAGUUUGUGCCAAUUUUAACUUAACGUCUUUGUUCUUUAUAAUUAUAAUUUGUGAAUGAAGUGCGUUGUUCCGUAUUCAGUGGUAUAAGUGCCGCGUAGUGAUGUAUAGAAAUUACCAAGUUAACGGUAUUGCUUUGUGAACUUUAGUGGUGUCAGAAUUUUGAGACACACCUACAGAUGCAAGAAGCCUGUUUUUGUGGCACAGAAUCCGGAUGCCGCCGAGUCAUGUGUGAUUUUUAAGUAGUCGCAUACACGAUCGACGAGUAUGGCCCGGUGGCAUUGCGUCGUUCUGUUUGCGACGCUAUGCAUAUGCACAGGAUCAUCAAACAAGCUGCCGGGGUUUGCGGGUGAUGUUGACAACUUGGCGUUGUCAGAGAGCACCCCAGUCGGUCAAGUUGUGCACACGCUAAAUGGAACGGAUCCAGAAGGUUUGCCGGUAAAAUACGAUCUUGUUGGUACUAACAAGUUCUCAGUGAAUCCGGAUACUGGAGAGAUCACCUUGAUACAGCCUUUGGAUAGAGAAAGAGAAGACACCAUAAAGUUCCUAGUGUCGGUACAAGACCAGGACCCAGAGGGCGUACUCAACCUGACGCACAAUCAGCCAAUGACUGUUAUUGUUCUAGACGAGAAUGAUAACCCGCCGAUAUUUAAAAAUAGUCCAUAUGAAGUGGAUGUAGCGGAAGACGAGGAAGUUGGCAAGACGAUCCUUACUAACAUCAAGGUAGAAGAUCUAGACUCUGUCGGAGAUAGCUUGGAAGUCGGCUGUGAACCCAGUGAACAGUGGCCGCAAGCAUGUGAGGUAUUCGAAGUGACGAGCCUGCACUCCACCGCCAAUCAGUACACCGGGGCAUUGGUGCUGAAGAAGAAACUCGACUAUAAUGAGAACCAGUUUUAUCAGUUCCAGUUGUAUGCUACUGACGGGUCACUGAACUCGAGCGCUCCGGUAGAGGUAAAGGUGGUGGACGUCCAGAACUCUCCGCCGGUGUUCAGCGGCGCACUGAGCGGCGCUCUGCCGGAGGACGCGCCGGUGGGCACUGUGGCGCUGACUGUACGCGCGCGGGACGCAGACCGCGCACAGCCCAGGGACGUCAAGCUGGACCUUAUCACUAAUCCUCUGGACUUCUUCUGGCUGGACAGCAACACGGGCGAGCUGAAGACCGCCAGGCCUCUAGACAGGGAGGCACUCGCCGACCCUAAUUCACCUUUAAAUCUCACCGUUCGUGCUACAGAGCUAGUGAACGGUAUCCCUGUAGUGAGCAACAUAACAUCGACGUUGGCGACGGUGACGGUCACCAUCCGGGACGUCAACGACGAGCCGCCGCGGUUCAACCGCCGCGAGUACCACGUGGAUAUACCGGAGAGUUUGCCUGUGGGCACACCGCUGCCUAACUUGGAUAUGGUGGUUACUGAUACUGAUGUCGGAUCAAACUCUGUGUUUUCUUUGCGACUGUCGGACGAGAUGGGCGCGUUUGUAGUGGAGCCCGCGACGGCCACGGGAAGCGCCACCGUCACGCUGAGACUCAACACCAGCCUUGACUAUGAAGACCCAAACCAGAGGAAAUUUAUAUUGGAGGUUAUAGCAGAAGAAGUACACACAUCACCGAAGCUGUCGUCGAAGGCGAGCGUGACGGUGUCCCUCUGGGAUGUAAAUGACAAUGCUCCACACUUCCCGGACGAGCCGCACGCCGCUAGUGUACCUGAGGCUGCGCCCCCAGGGACGCGUGUCACUGCACUCCGAGCCACUGACAGGGAUACUGGACGGUAUGGUACAGAGGGCAUAGUGUACGAGCUGUCUGGCAGCGGGGCGGAGCUGUUCCGUGUGGACAGUCGCAGCGGAGUCAUCUCGGUGGCCGAGUGCGCGACGCCCGGCACGCCGCCAUGUCUCGACUACGAGACGCGAAAGGAUUACUUCUUGCAGUAUAAAGCGACAGACGAGGACGGCAACGGACAGACGACGGUGGCGUCGCUGCAGCUGUCCCUCUCCGACUCCAACGACAACGCGCCUGUCUUUCUCACUCCCGUGUACAAGGCAUCCAUAGACGAGGACGCUGUCAAAUUUGAACCUGAACUACAGGUUCAAGCGCGGGAUGUGGACGUAUCAUCAGACAUCCGAUACUCCAUUAUCUACCCGCCACGAAAUCCUUUCUGGAUCGACCCGCAGUCGGGCAAGAUCGCCGUCAGGGGGGAGAUCACCUCCGUCAACUCUACUGACAACAACCUCAUCGUACUCACUGUGCUGGCGACAGAUGGCGUGCACAACGCGACGUGCAGUGUGGAGGUGACGGUGCGUGACGUCAACAAUCACGCGCCCACAUUUGACACCGACAAAUAUGACGCUGACGUCACGGAGGACGCACCCAUUGGGACGGAGGUAGCGGCAGUGCGAGCUACAGACUUAGACAGCGGUAUCAACUCGCAGUUUACAUACGCGGUGCAGAAGGGGGCGCUGGACUCCUUCUCGGUACAUCCCCACACCGGAGUCGUCACAGUCUCCGCCAAACUCGACUACGAUAAGAGGAACACGUAUAGGAUACAAAUCAUCGCCACUGAUAUGGGUAUCCCGAGCCUGACUGGUACCACGGAGUUAACAGUCCAUGUGAUCAACGUGAACGAUAAAAAACCUGUGUUCACGCCCAGCGUGCAGAGAGCCGAGGUGUCAGCGGACGCGGAGGUCGGCACAGUCCUACAUAAACUGGUCGCUGUCGACCCCGAUAUCACGGACCACAGUCAGCUUCUGUUUGAAAUAUCGCAAGAGACGCCCAUACGUGCUGUUGAUACAAAUGGAAACGAGGUGGUGGAUGUGGGGGCGCUGGUGUCGUGGUUCUCAGUGCUGAGUGCGGGCGAGGUGGUGGUGGCGGGAGGUCUGCGCCGCAACAUGGCCGCCGUCGUCACUCUGCCGGUGCAGGUCACUGACACCUCCGCGCCCUCGCUGCAGCGCUCAUAUGGUGAAGUAAUAAUAACGAUAGUGGAUGUGAACCGCUACGGGCCCGUGUUCACGGAGCCGGCGUACUUGGAGUCGGUGCUGGAGGAGCAGCCUGUGGGCACAGUGCUCAACACCUACACCGCUACUGACAGGGAGACGCCCAUCGCCUCCAUUCUUAUAUACCCGCCCUCGCCAUACUUCCAUAUUGAUAAUGUUACUGGCGUAGUGAAGAUAGCGCAACGUAUCGACUACGAGCAAGUGAAGCAUUUGAACUUCACCCUGGUGGCGUACGACUCCGGCGUGCCGCAGCGCUCCACACCCGCCGCCGUCUCCAUUGAUGUGGUCAACGUGAACGACGAGGAGCCAGUGUUCGCCGCUGCCGAGUACGACGCGGCUGUGCUCGAGAAUGCUGACGCUGCUACUAGUGUGUUGACUGUCACUGCCCUUGAUAAAGAUGAAGGUGAAUUCGGUGAAGUUUCCUACAAUAUUACCGGAGAACUAUCCAACUUGUUCAAAAUCGACACAAACACGGGCGUGAUAUCGGUGGCAGAGGGCGCUGUCAUCGACAGAGAGAACAUCACUGACAUCUACCUGCGGGCGGUGGCAACUGACAAUGCGCCGCCACAGAUUAGGAAAACUACUAGCGUUCCUGUCCACAUAAAAGUGAUAGACGAGAACGACAACGCGCCAGUGUUCAGUCAGAAGGUGUACAAGAGCACUAUCGCUGAGAACCUGCAGCUGGAGCCGCCCGCCGCCAUCCUGCAGGUGCUAGCUGAGGAUAGAGAUGAAGGCAUCAACGGAAAGGUCCAGUACAGCAUUGAGGAGCAGAGCGAACCUGAUACAUUCAGAGUGGAACCUACUAACGGCAUCAUCUACCCGGCGAAGGCAGUGCGCGGCAACGCCACAUACCAGGUGACAGUGCGCGCGGACGACGGGCGGUACACGGCGCGAGCCCGCGUGCACAUCGCGGUGCUGAGCGUCAACCGGCACAGCCCAGUGUUUGUGCAUCCGCCGCCCGACCAGCGGCAGAUAGAGAUACCAGAGAACGCAGCUCAAGCAGACUACUUGAUAACAACAAUAAAAGCAACCGACGCUGAUAGCGGAGAGAAUGGCCGCGUCUCAUAUUAUCUGAAGGUUGACAACCGCAACGUGCGCGACACUCCGGAGUUCAGCCUGGAUACUGACACAGGGGAACUCAGGACUAAAACAUUCCUGGAUAGAGAGCAUAAAGCUGAAUAUCAGUUGGUGAUAGCUGCAGUAGACAAUGGCACUCCGGCGCAGUUCGAGAGCCUGCGCCUGCUGACCGUGGUGUUGGCAGACGAUGAUGACAACACACCGCGCUUCACGCAAAGACAUUACCAAUUCACCCUCGCUGAGAACUUGUCCCCAGGGAUUAUAGUAGGGUCAGUAAAAGCCAUCGACAAAGACUCCGGAGACAACGGCAAGGUGUAUUACCACGUGCUGGAGGGCAACCGCGAGGGCGCCUUCACACUGGACAGGACGCAGGGCAUCCUCAGAGCUAACACUUCCUUCGACAGAGAAAAGCAAGACGAAUACACAAUGACGAUAUAUGCGAGCAACAAUCCGAUACUGGAGCACGCGGCGGCCAUCUUGAAUUCCAUAGACAACAGCACUGACAGCCAAGAUGGCAGUGUUGCCACCCUCGGUGUUACCAUACUCGACGAGAACGACAAUGAACCGAAAUUCGGACAAGACGUUUAUUAUGCCGGUAUAAAGCAGACGGCGCGCAUCAACGAGCCGAUCAUCUCAGUGGCGGCGAGCGACCCGGACCUGCGCGAGAACGGCACGCUGGUGUAUGUGGUGGCCGCCUCACAUCUCUACAAGUUCGGCGCGGCUCGCUCCAGCGGCAGCGUCGUGCCCUCGCCCUUCAAUAUUACGCAGGACGGCGUCCUGAUGACCGCAGCGUUCAUGUCGGAGUACAACCAGGACAGGUUCGUGUUGGACGUGAUCGCGCAGGAGCUGGCGCCGCCUCACCGCCGCGCCACCGCCAAGGUCUAUCUGUGGAUAAUAGAGCGGUCGUCGCUGAUCCGGCUGGUGGUGUCGCGGAGCUGCGCGGCGAGCGCGGGCGGGGUGCGGGAGCGGCUGCAGGCGGCGGGCGGCGCGCUGCUGGUGCCGGGCCGCCGCCUGCCGCUGGUGCAGGCUGACAGGCUGCAUGAUGACUGGUGUGAGAUCCACUUGCACGCGGUGGACCCGGCAACGUACGAGGUGCUGCCGGUGGAGCGAGUACUGCAGGCCAUCGACGGCAAGUACGACCAGCUGAAGGACGUGUACCAGGAGUUCGGUGUGGAGACGCUGGUGGCCGCCAGCGCAGCCGCGCAGCCGGACACCUUCGACCCCGCGCUCGCCGCACUCAUAGCUCUGCUCAUUGUGCUCUUCACUGGCAUCGUCACCUUCGUAGUUGUGUGCGCUUGUCUUAAACACUGGGUGAUCCCGCCGCCGUCGCUACAAUCGAGCAAGGGCGACAGCUUGGCAAGGCGGAGAAUCCUUGAAGAGCUGAGCACGACGGAGAACCCGCUGUGGCUGGAGACCAAGCUGCGCCCCUACGAGGAGCAGGAGCUCACCAUGAACGUGUUCGGAGACCAGCCCGAGACCGCCGUCGACCAGCCGCAGACAGACAACACGUACGCCACUAUACAAGGCAGCCGCGCCACUGAGCGGUUCGGAGACUACGCCACACUGGGCGGGGACUCGCCCACGCCGCUAGAGGCCGCGCUCGGCUUCCAGGGCAGCACGUUCAAGCCGCCCUCACCGGACACGCCGGAGCCUCCGCCCCGGCCCUCCGCCCUCGGCCCCCUCUCACUGUCAUGAAUAUUCGACGUCACUAGGUGUACAGAAUAAUGAACUAUACGGAUAUUGUAAAUAUAGCUCAUAAUGCAAUGUGCAUGUUGACGAAGUAUUAUUUAACGGGCGUUAAGACUUCUAAAGAGAUAAUACAAGUAAAAUUUAAAAAUUUAGGUUAUAUGGAAUAUCGGCGGGCCGAAUGCGACUUUUAUAAAAUAUCAGUUUAUUAAAUACUCCUUUAAAAAAAGUCAUUAAUUUACAUAAAAAAACACUAAACUUGGAGUAAUUAUUCAUGGACCCAUGUUCAAAAGCGAACUAGUCAAUGAAGGAUAUAUUAUUUAGAAUAUACAUCGUCAACGUCCACUUUAGUACUUAAGUUAGAGCAGUUUGAGUCAGAUUUAUCUAGAUUUAAGACUAACUUGUGAUAAGUCAACACGUGUUAAAAUAAUUGUGACUUAGGUAAAUGAUAUAUAUCACAUACGAGCUUUUACGAUACUAAAAAGCAUUCUUUAUUUACGUAAAUUACGUAUACAAUUUAUAAUUUCCCGUUGGGCCUAUCGACUAUCGAAAAGUCAAUCGUCCCAACGGGAAACACCUAAUUUAUCUGGUAUUCCUAUGUACGGUUGUCAAAAUAAACAAUACAAAUUUUAGAAAUAAGUAUGUUCUGAUUAAAAAGAAUCUCCACUUUGGUUGAAGUAAAUUUUACGAAAUGUUAAACUAAGAUCUGCAUAAAAUUAUACAAAUUUUGCCUUUAAUUUUUAGACAUUAUUAAUUACAAUCCUUUGACGCGAAUGACGUGCUUUCGUUACAAAGCCUAGUAUCAGAAUGAACAGUGAUGGGACACAAACGUCGACACUCCAGUAAGGAUAGUGUUGAGUCAAUACACUGACUCAUUUCCGGAAUUUCUUCCAAACACUAUGUAUCAAAUGUUUUCUAUUUCAUAAGUAUAUAAAGUGCCAAGUCUUACCGUAAAUUAUUUCCAUAUGCAUUUACUAAUAUGAAAAAUCAUUUUAUUUGUAUUAAAAACAAAACAAUGAAAUUUGUAUGACGAUGAAUGAAAAUCACAAAUAGAGAUUUUAUAAAAAGUUUCCAUAAUUUUAAUGCCAUAGUAUGUGUUGUAAAGUGUACAAAAAUUGUAUUUUAUA
Papilio xuthus (Asian swallowtail) is the source of this 6950-nucleotide messenger RNA. Its product is annotated as cadherin-87A. The transcript is spliced from 36 exons. Bases 346 to 5832 code for a protein of 1828 amino acids. Gene Ontology annotation, cellular component: cell-cell junction; plasma membrane. Gene Ontology annotation, molecular function: calcium ion binding. Gene Ontology annotation, biological process: homophilic cell-cell adhesion. The record is from RefSeq and is a predicted model, not a curated record. Lineage: Eukaryota; Metazoa; Arthropoda; Insecta; Lepidoptera; Papilionidae.